UUUCUCUUUCUGUCUCACACAACCCGCCUCUCUCCGUAUCCGUCUUCGUCUCUCUCUGCCUCUGUCUCUGUCUUUGUCUCUCUCUGGUCUCGUAGUGUUGGCCCAAAUGGAAAUAGAAACCAUUAGGCCACAAGCAGAUCCCCAUUAGUAACCCCCAUAGACCAAAUGAAACCAAGUACAAUAAGAACCACCCACCACCCCCGUCCCCAACCCGUACAUAGCGAGUUCCGUUACUCCGCUGUUCCGUUCCGUUGGUUGUUCCGUUACGUUACGUGUAGUUCGUUUUGUUCCACAUUCCUUGUUUCCCCUUAGUUAUCUUACGUUUUUCGGUUGGUUUUCGUUUUUGCAUUUUUCGUAGAGCUUUGAUGAUGAUGAUUAUAGUGAUAAUAAUGACACUACGAUGAUGAUACAUGAUACUACAAAAUGAUGGCCCUGAUGCGUCUGUGUGUGUGUAUGUGUGUGCAAGUAGUUUGUGAAUGGAACGGGGUCAAAGGUGGGCCAGAUGGGCCAAGUGGGCCAGGUGUUAACUUGUCGCGCCCAGCGUGCCGCACUCAGGCCUCUUUGAAGUCAUCCAAAGGGUAGAACGAGAUAAUUGCAUACGCUUGAAGCUUUGGAAAAGGUUAAACAGAUAACUAGAAUGCGAAAUGAGUAAACUGUGUAGCAACCAUUUGCGUAUUUGCCAAGGCUUGGGGCUUAAAACCAUGUUAAGGAAAGCAAACCGGUUUUGUUAUUUGUGCAUAGAACAUACAGAUAUUUUUUUUAGACACUUGUGUAAAUAACUGAAAAGUAAUAGCUUUGUAUAUAACUUGAAAAGUUCGCCUUUAAUUACUCCAAUGAUGAUUCCUAUGAUCAAUUUUAAUCCACCACAACACAGUGACUCAAAUAAGUGUUUACUCACCGCUUGUGACGCACUUGGUGAACUCUUGUGCUCUUGUGCUCUUGUGGUGGGUUGAAUCGGUUGAAGCCAAGGCCAAAGCUCAAAGCUCAAAUAUUCAUGGGAAGCAUAAAUGCACGAGGAAAGCAAAACGACUGGCAGGCAAACCAAAUGGAAUGUGUUGAGUGUUAGUCGAGUAGAGACCGCUCCUCAAUGUGGGAAUGCUCUGGAAAAAUAAUAAAAACAGAGGACCAAACACACCAUUAUAAUUAAGUCAAAUAAUUAACGAGCGUGUGAAAUAUAACAAAAUACAAGCCAAUCAUGUGCAGAUGUUCAAAUUUCUAUUGAUAUUGACGUGACGUGGUGAAGUGACUUUAAUGCAAGCAGUGUGCCCACCGCAAUUUCUAAUUUCGUGCGUGACUUGGUCACACUACCGCAAAAUGCAUAUCUGUGCGGUUGCCGCGAACACUCGCAGCUGGGCAUUAAUCCUUCCGAGAAGAUGACACUAAUUGGGCUGCGGUCAACUUUGGUUGUGUUUAGUGUUUAGUGUGUUUUGGGUUCAGUGUUCAGUGUUCAGUUUAGCUUUAUGAUUUUAGUGGGCCGCCUGUUGGUGCCCAGCGUCAGUUUCGCCUGGUUCUUCGGCCGCAACUGACGACUGUUGAUUCCGUGUGGGCUUUUCACCUGUCGAACGGUGCAAAUUAGUAUGACACCGCCUCGGCUGAGUCGCUACUUGAUGGCAGUGCGUGGCGGGCGCGAUGGGGAGCAGCACAGCAAGAACUCGCAGACCGACGAAGAGAAGCAGCGCGAUCGACAGCGAAACGAGCGCGAGGCGAAAAAGGAAGAGCAGGACGCUAUCAACUACAAGCGCGACAAGGAGCAACGCGAGGCCCGUCUGCUGGACUUUGAGAUACGCCGCCAGCAGAAGCGGGACGAGCAGCAGCAGCAGCGCCAGCAGCAGCAGCAACUGCAGCAGCACCGCGAGCAGCAGCACCAGCAGCAUCAGCAGCAGCGCGAGCAUCUGCAGCAGCAGCAUCGCGAGCAUCUGCAGCAGCAGCAUCGCGAUCAGCAGCAGUCCAGCGAGAAAAGUCCGCCCACCUCGUCCACCGCAGCCGCCGCAGCCGCCGCCCAUCAGACGCAUCCGCAUUCGCAGCAGCAGCAGCAGCAGCAGCGGCAGCAUUUGCAUCUGCAGCAGCAGCAUCUGCAGCACCAGCAGUCGCAGCAGCAGCAACAACAACAGUCAACGGGCAGCGGCAGCAGCAACACACCCGUGACCCCCAAGUUGCAGACACCUCCCCCCGAUCGAUCGCUGCCCCCCGCCUUCCGGAGUCGCUCCAUCGAGCGGGAGAUUCUCUACGAGCGGAAGCGAUUCUCGCAGCCGGAAACCGGCGAGAUCAAGGUUUUCCAUCACUAACCACCACUAAAACCAACCCAUCGCCCUAAACCCCCCUCUUAGUAGCCAUGCCCACACCACCCCACCCCCUUCAUCCCAUUCGCACCUGCCAGCUGCAACUUUUCCAUGACCGAAAGGUGGACAAAAGUGCCAGUUGAAGCCUUCAAACUUCUGCUAUUGGCAUGACUUAUAUGUUUUAUAGAAUUAAGUAUAUUUUGUAUUAAUUUUUCUGAUAAAACUAGUUAGUUUAAUAGUUCGAUUUUAUUUAUUAACGUUCCUAGUUUGCAAAAACAUAAAUACUUUUA
Molecule: messenger RNA, 2569 nt
Organism: Drosophila yakuba
Lineage: Eukaryota; Metazoa; Arthropoda; Insecta; Diptera; Drosophilidae
Product: myb-like protein Q
Exons: 3
Coding region: 1578-2285 (235 amino acids)
Source: RefSeq, a predicted model, not a curated record